Molecule: messenger RNA, 975 nt
Organism: Rubroshorea leprosula
Lineage: Eukaryota; Viridiplantae; Streptophyta; Magnoliopsida; Malvales; Dipterocarpaceae
Source: the annotation of a GenBank genome assembly
CCUUUUCCUCUGAUUGUGCAAUAAUUCCACCAAGAUCUGCAAUUUAAGCCACAAGUUUCAUUGGGGUUCACAGCUUUUUAAAGCAGAGUGGGUGUGUUUUUGUGCAGAGAAGAGAAGAACAAGACAAAGGCCAAGGCAUGGAGGUGGGUCAGAUGCAGAGGAGGUUGGUCGACUACACAAAAUCCUUGUUUAUGGAGGGGUUCUUGGAUUCCCAGUUUUUACAGCUUCAGCAGCUACAGGAUGAGAACAAUCCAGAUUUUGUUGUUGAAGUAGUUUCGCUCUUCUUUGAAGAUUCUGAAAAGCUCCUCAAUGAACUCACUAGGGCUCUAGAUCAAACGAAUGUGGAAUUCAAAAAGGUUGAUGCUCAUGUUCAUCAGUUGAAGGGUAGCAGCUCCAGCAUAGGUGCACAAAGAGUUAAAAAUGCCUGCAUUGCAUUUCGGAAUUUCUGUGAGGAGCAGAAUACUGAAGCGUGCAUGAGAUGUCUGCAACAAGUGAAACAAGAGUAUUACCUUGUGAAGAACAAGCUUGAAACUAUGUUUAGGCUUGAGCAACAAAUUGUGGCAGCUGGUGGAUCAAUUCCUAUCAUAGAAAUGAGCUCUUAACACCCUGAACGGAAGGAAACGAUUGAUGGGUGGUUUGUGGAGUAACAUAUAUGGUUUUGGAGAUCCACUUCUUUUCUGGCACAAUAUUAGGUUCUGGUUUCGACUAAUGAAUCUUGUGCUUGUAUGACGCCAGUUCCACUCCUAAGCAGAGAAACUUUUUGUUUACCUUUCUCUUAUUAUCACGCUUUGUUCCUUUUAUCAUGUGUAUCUUGUCGUGCUAGUGAACUUCUCAAGUUGCCAAUUUGAAAAUGUCCAGUGUUGCUUAAAUGGCUAAGCAAUAGCUUAAAUUACAAUUUAUGAAUGAUUGAUUGUGUCAAAUUGCUUCAAAACCUUCCCCCAUCUUAUGCAUGAAAAAUAAUCAGGAACUGCUCCU